GUAGGCUUACAAACUCCACAAGCUCCACUAAUGGCUUCAUCUUUGAAACAACUCUCCAUUGUUAUCACCUUCAUCUUCUUCUCCAUUUCCUUGCUUCUCCCUAUCCAUGCAAGGGACAGUAUGUUCUUCAGCAAAAUGCAGAGGAAUGAGACCAGUCAUGAUGAAGUCCCCGGAGAAACUCAAGCCGUCGAAAAAGAAGAACCGAUGAGUUUCCCGCCGUCGUCCCGACAUGGUCAUGGCCUUUAUGGCCAUGGCACUAAUGAGUUUACCACCACCACCACCACUAACAACAACAACCAUGAUGAUGAUGCUGAGAAGUAUGAUAAUUAUUAUAGUGGUCAUGAAGCUUCUUCAAGGAAUGUUAACAAUGAGUAUGUGAACAAAGGAUAUGGUAUGAGUGACACUAGGUUUUUAGAGAAUGGGAAAUAUUAUUAUGAUGUGCAGGGUGAAAAGUAUCAGAAUGGAUAUGAUCCAUUGAGUGAUCAGAACUCAGCAGGAUAUGUUUCUUAUUAUGGUAAUGGUAAUAGAGAUGGUAACAAUGGCUAUGGAGGUUAUAGGUCUGGUUCUUCUACUAAUGGGAAUGCUUACAAGGAGUACAAUGAAAGAGUGGAGAAUCAAUACAACAAUGAGAGGUUUGGGAAUCAAUACAACAAUGAAAGGUUUGGGAAACAAUACAACAAUGAAAGAGUUGAGAAUCAAUACAACAAUGAAAGGUUUGGAAGUCAAUACAACAGUGAAAGGUUUGAGGAUCAAUACAGCAAUGAAGGUCAAGAGGAUCAGUUUAAUACCCCAUGAGAAGUUGAUUUAUGUGAUUUUCAUGUUAAAAAUAAGUUAUGGUUGUUAAUUAUAUCAUCGGUAUGUGUUUUGGAAUUUCA
Messenger RNA from Dioscorea cayenensis subsp. rotundata (Guinea yam), 875 nucleotides. Its product is annotated as protein E6-like. The coding region runs from base 31 to 795 and encodes 254 amino acids. The transcript has a single exon. NCBI's taxonomy places the organism in Eukaryota, Viridiplantae, Streptophyta, Magnoliopsida, Dioscoreales, Dioscoreaceae. The record is from RefSeq and is a predicted model, not a curated record.